CUUCUCCGCUCUCCCCAAACCUUUCCCCCUUUCCCUCUUUUUUCCUCUCUCUAUAAUCUCCCUCCUCCACAAAUCUUUUCCCUAGUUUCCCCCUCCCCAGAUCUAUCUCCCUUUCCCUGUUUCCCUCUCCCCAAAUCUUUCCCCUUUUCCCUAACUUUUCCCCCUCCUCAAAUAUUUUCCUCUUCCCUUAAUUUCCCCCUAUUUUUUCCCUUUUCCCUAUUUCUUUUCACCCUCCUCAAAUCCUUUCCUCUUUCCUUAUUUUUUCUCCCUUCUCUCUAAAUCUUCCCCUAAUUUUCCUCUCUCCCCUUAUCUUUUCUUCUUCCCCUAAUUUUCCUCUCUCCCCUUAUCUUUUCUUCUUCCCCUAAUUUUCCUCUCUUCCCAAAUCUUUUCUCCUUUUCCCAAACCUUUCUCUCCCUUGCUCCAGUCUUUCUGCCUCUCUCCAGUUCUUUCUCCCUCUCCCGAAGUGUUUCAUCCGCUCCCAAAUCUCUUCCCCUUUCCCUAAUUCCUUCCCAAAUCUCUUCUCCUCUCCCCAAAUCCUCCUCUCCCUUCCCCAAGGCUUUCUGCCUCUCUCUAAUUCUUUUCCCCUCUCCUCCACUCUCUCCCCAGCUUCUUCUCUGCCCAAAUCUUUUCUCCCUUCCUUCCCUCCAUUCUCUCUUCCCCAAGCAGCUCUUCCUCCCCGAAUCCAUCCUCCCCACCCGUUCCGCAGUCUCGCCGGUUGCUCACACCGCCCCCUCCCCUUCCAGCCCCUCCCUCCGUCCCGCCCCGGUCCCGUCGCGCCUCCUGCAGCCUCCUGUUCCGCUCCGCUCCGGCUGGGGCUCGCCCGGCGGCGGAGGUGGCUGCUGCGGGCUGAGGGAAGCAGCCCCGGUACCGAGAACGGUACCGGCGAUACCGGCACAGACAUCGGCGGCACCAGCGCCGGGCAGGGCCGCGGCGGGGAGGCGCCGGACGAUGGGCAGGUGGCGAGAGGCGGUGGCGGUGGCCGGGCGGUUGGUCCAGCCCGUCCCCAGCGGCAUGGAGCCCGGUGCCGGCGCAGAAUGAAGGGUGCCCUGCGCCACCCCCCGCAGUCAUGUCUGUGCCUUUACUCAAGAUUGGAGUCGUCCUCAGCACCAUGGCCAUGAUCACCAACUGGAUGUCGCAGACGCUGCCCUCCCUCGUGGGGCUCAACACCACCAAACUCACGGCGGCCACGGGCGGCACCUUGGACCGCAGCACGGGAGUGUUGCCAACCAACCCAGAGGAAAGCUGGCAGGUCUACAGCUCUGCCCAGGAUAGCGAGGGACGUUGUAUAUGCACAGUGGUGGCACCUCAGCAGACGAUGUGCUCGCGUGAUGCCAGGACAAAACAGCUGAGACAACUAUUAGAAAAGGUGCAAAACAUGUCCCAGUCGAUAGAGGUGUUGGAUAGGCGAACUCAGAGAGACCUACAGUACGUGGAGAAGAUGGAAAAUCAGAUGAGGGGACUGGAAACAAAAUUUAAGCAAGUGGAAGAAAGCCACAAGCAGCACCUGGCGAGGCAGUUUAAGGCAAUAAAAGCGAAAAUGGAGGAACUUAGGCCUUUGAUACCAGUGUUGGAAGAGUACAAAGCCGAUGCCAAAUUGGUAUUGCAGUUUAAAGAGGAGGUCCAGAAUCUGACGUCAGUUCUAAACGAACUCCAGGAAGAGAUUGGCGCCUAUGACUACGAAGAGCUUCAGAACAGAGUGUCAAAUCUUGAAGAAAGGCUUCGUGCAUGCAUGCAAAAAUUAGCUUGUGGCAAGCUGACAGGAAUAAGUGACCCCAUCACAAUUAAGACCUCGGGGUCCCGGUUUGGCUCGUGGAUGACAGACCCUCUUGCCCCCGAGGGAGAGAACAAGGUGUGGUACAUGGACAGCUACCACAACAACCGCUUCGUGCGCGAGUACAAAUCCAUGGCCGACUUCAUGAACACCGACAACUUCACCUCCCACCGCCUCCCCCACCCCUGGUCAGGCACCGGCCAAGUGGUCUACAAUGGCUCUAUCUACUUCAACAAAUACCAAAGCCACAUAAUCAUCAGGUUUGACUUGAAAACAGAGACCAUCCUCAAGACCCGCAGCCUGGAUUAUGCCGGCUACAACAACAUGUACCACUACGCCUGGGGCGGCCACUCGGACAUCGACCUCAUGGUGGAUGAGAACGGGCUCUGGGCCGUCUACGCCACCAACCAGAACGCAGGCAACAUUGUCAUCAGCAAGCUGGACCCCAACACCCUGCAGAGCCUGCAGACCUGGAACACCAGCUACCCGAAACGCAGCGCCGGGGAAGCCUUCAUCAUCUGCGGCACGCUCUACGUCACCAACGGCUACUCGGGAGGGACCAAGGUGCACUAUGCCUACCAGACCAAUGCCUCCACCUAUGAGUACAUCGACAUCCCCUUCCAAAACAAGUACUCACACAUUUCCAUGUUGGACUACAACCCCAAGGAUCGGGCCCUCUACGCCUGGAACAACGGGCACCAAAUACUUUACAACGUCACCCUCUUCCACGUCAUCAGGUCCGAUGAGUUGUAGUCCAGCCUGGUUCAGAAACUGAUUUAGAAACAAACAAAGGAAUUAAAAGGGGAAAAAAAAAUAGGGGAGGGAGGGAAGGGAAAGAGAAAAACUCAUUUUGGAAAAACAAAACCCAUGCUAAGGGCAAGGCAACACACUUUAAACAAGGACAGGUGCAAACAGCUGCCGAAAUUAAGACCAAGGCGACAGCUGAUUCUUCAGCAUCAACCUGAGAGAUCAGCAUUCCCUCUAUGUUUCUAGAAGCCUGGCCCUGUGUUACAGACUCCCAAAGAACCAUCUCCUUGCAGCUGGAACUGCACUUAAAAAGAACCACUUCAGUUGGGGGUUUGGUUUCGUUUCUGUUCCGCUAGCAAACCUGUAGUACGCGCUAAAGAAGUAAGGCAAUGACUGUUGGAAGCUUAUCCUUGGGAGACUCCCUCUUUUCCGUGUGGUGGGUUGCAUGGACAUUCCCCUGGCAUCCUGGUCAGCUGUGAUGGAGGUGUGAGUUGUGAUUGGAAGCGGGACAAGCUGACCUGAUGAGGAGCUCUUGCUGUCUGAACAAGCCUUAUCAGAGGUUAGUUUCCCUUCCAUUGCAGCUGCUGUCUCUCAACUGUGUUCUCGUCACUUAGAGUUAAGCGCGCCGAGCCCCGAAGUAGCUCAUGGAUCUGUGUCUUUAGUGACUAUUAAACACGACGGUUUCAAGUAUGUAUUCUGAACAAGUUGUUGUACCCAUAUUGUUUGAACUUCUGUAUUCAGCAGCUAUAUUGUAUGAUGUAUGUCUGUUUAACUUACCAAGAGGUGGCAAAACAAACAAAAACCAAUAAACUCUUUGUUCAUGUCCAGUUUAAUGCAAUGGAUGUCGUAAAUGCAAUGCUGUAGUUUGGGGUUAAUGGAUGAUGGGUUUGUUUCUAAAGGUGGGGGGGGGGGGAGGGGACCAAAACAAAAGAAGGAACAAUAAAUAAAGGUCAUUAAUAAAAAUUGAAUUCAGUGUUCACCCUUCUACACAGCUAACGAACUUCAUGCUGAUGGUUACCAGAAUAUCCUCUUCCUGUUGUACUCUCUGCAUAGCAUUAACGGCGGUUGGAAGUGGCUUCUCUGGAAGUAAAUGAACAAGCAAAAGAAGAUCUGUGGCAGCAGAUUCCCGUGGGAAGCACAGUGUGGGGAAGUGGGAAGGUAAUCAGUUUGGGUUGUGGUUUGUUGGGGUUUCUUUUUUUAAAGAGGAAAACUUUGUACUCUCCACAAUUACCUAAGGAACAAUAAAAAUGACCAGGAGACUUCC
Pogoniulus pusillus (Red-fronted tinkerbird) is the source of this 3782-nucleotide messenger RNA. It is a transcript of the gene OLFM1, whose product is annotated as olfactomedin 1. Gene Ontology annotation, biological process: signal transduction. The record is from RefSeq and is a predicted model, not a curated record. NCBI's taxonomy places the organism in Eukaryota, Metazoa, Chordata, Aves, Piciformes, Lybiidae. Bases 1067 to 2524 code for a protein of 485 amino acids. The transcript is spliced from 6 exons.